Messenger RNA from Halteromyces radiatus, 1098 nucleotides. RefSeq lists its product as uncharacterized. The record is from RefSeq and is a predicted model, not a curated record. The annotation marks the transcript as partial. The transcript is spliced from 2 exons. NCBI's taxonomy places the organism in Eukaryota, Fungi, Mucoromycota, Mucoromycetes, Mucorales, Cunninghamellaceae.
CAUGGUGGUUCAGAAACCUGUAGCUACUUCUUUAAUCAAACCCUAUUUAAAAAAACUAGUACUUCAAGUCCAUCCUGAUUUUUUCGUGGCUGACGCGGUGAAAAAACAACAUAAUGCUCAGACAUUACAACAACUUUACAGUAUUUUAAAUCCCAUAUUACGACCUUCUUUGACUGCUACGUUGAAACAACCCGUCCAGGUGUCAUUCUAUAGAAAACAGUCCAAAAGAUCAACAUCCAAACAACAACCUAUGAAGCCUGGUGUUUUGUUUUCUCAUCCUGAACAAAUGUGGCCCACCAUUCAGUCGUUUUUCUCACUUUGUGAACAGUUGGAUGUUAAAGUAUUACCAUCCGAUCAAAAUACAGUCCAGGAUAUGAUACAACAACAACAACAACAAAAGACAACACAUCGAUCCAAAAGAUCCAUCCCACCAUUUGGACAAGAAUUUGCCAAUGCAUUCUAUAAAGAACAACAACAAGAACGACCCAAAAAGAUAGAAUGGACACCAUCCAUGAUCUUGAACGAAAAGUUAUUCAUGUGUGACCCUAGUUUGGAUGCUCAACAGAUCGCCGACAAGUUGGUAUCUUGGUUACCUCAAUUACAACCUGAACUUUGGUGGGGCAAACUGCCGACGUUGUAUGUUUCGUCCUCUUCUUUACCUUCGGAUGAUCUAGCAAAAGGUAUUUUAAUCUUGAAUGAUGCAAUGGAUUGUCAAGAUAUAAAUGAAUAUUUAAGACAGCAUUUGAAGACGAAAUUAGAAGAAUACCAAGCACAAUCUUCUUCCUCCUAAUGAUACCCACAACAGGAUGAUCAAUGUCAUACGAAUUCACAAAUCAUUCAUCAUAACAAAGAAGUGGAUCUCUUUGUUUCCUGCAGCAAGAAUCAAAAUGUACGUACUAAUGGACUUAUUGUAUUUGGGAACUUCCAUCACCAGUUCGAACCAAGGAUAUCAUUAAGGACAAACCAAAUUGACACAGCCAAGGUUAUUCAUUCCAAUUCAAGAAAAUCUUUGACAACUGCAUAGAAAUAGAAUUUAGUUUAUCUGUAUAUUAUCACAUCUAUUUUAUAUAAUAUUUGAAUAAAGGAAAAGAACACUAC